This is a messenger RNA of Sorex araneus (European shrew), 3378 nucleotides long. It is a transcript of the gene DTHD1, whose product is annotated as death domain containing 1. Gene Ontology annotation, molecular function: protein binding. Gene Ontology annotation, biological process: signal transduction. The transcript has 10 exons. Bases 1 to 2691 code for a protein of 896 amino acids. The record is from RefSeq and is a predicted model, not a curated record. Lineage: Eukaryota; Metazoa; Chordata; Mammalia; Eulipotyphla; Soricidae.
AUGGAUACAGAAGACAUGGGCUCAGGUAAACUAGGUCAAAUCUUGAAGCAGAUUUGGAGACAAAACCUAAUGCUAACGCAGGCAGUCCAGGGGAAUGAGCAUUGUGAAGGCAUCAACAGAGCCACCUGGAUAGCCGCUGUGGUCUCUCUAGGUCAAGGGUUCAGUGGGGCCCUCCAUCAACUUUUGGACUUCACUGCAGGAAACCUGUGCUCUAUCUGCCAGCACUUGCAUGGGAUCCUUGACAAGGAGAAGCAAUGUCUCUGGAAACAAGAAAUUACUAGCUUCAUAGACUGCCUCAUGAAAAUAAAUGAAUAUUUGGGAAGCACUGCUACACUUCUGAAAAAAGAAGAAAAUGAGAUGUCUAAUUUAUGCAGCAUGCAUGAUGAAUGUGCAUCACUGGAGACAAUGUCCACCAUUCAAGGCAUUGCUGUAAGAGGGGAACAAAAUGUCAUAGAAACAGCUACUGUUUCACCCACAAAUGGAGAGGAAAGUCAUGACACAAACCAGAUCCAGUUUAAAAAAUAUAAAACACAUAUGAGUUCAGAAUUAAUAGAAAAAGAAAGAAAUACAUCAUUGAGUGGAAAUGGAACAGGGCGAGGCAAAUCACAAAACAGAAUGUCUCCUGAUGUAGAAAAUAAAGAAGAUAAACAAAUGGAACCCAUGACUAGUCAGAACACCAGUGGCAGCCUGGGAGAGGUACAGGACCUAACAGAGACAACAGAAAGAGAAAUUCAAGAAAGCCAAAGUGGAGAGAAGAUCACAUCCUUGAUAACAAAUGGUAUCACCAAUAAGUUUUUGAAUAGUCUUCCCAAUGACUCAGAGAGUCUAAAACAAGAGAAUAACAUAAUGGAAAAGGAAUAUCUUGAUGUGCUGGGUGAUGAUAAGGACCCUCAAGUGUCUUGUUAUAUAACAGCACAAUCCUAUGUUCUACAGCAUCUAGAAUGCCGGAUAAUUAAUAGCAUGAGUUCUUCAAUAGUAAGUGAUAAUGAAGAAUUGGUCAGCAAUGUCAUCACCAUUGAGUGCUCACCUCGGGAGAAGAGUAUUCCAUUUCCAAUUUGCAUUGCAAUUCCUUUUACUGCACGUCACAGAGGAAAUUAUAGAGAUAUUAUGGUGAAAGUAUCUGAUAUCAUAAACCUUCAGUCAAGCUACCUAACCCCAAAUUCACUAGAAGGAAUCAGAGGAUGUUAUAAGGGCACCUGUGCAGAGGUGCAAGUUUACAAGUUGGGCAUCUUUUCUGUUAUGUCUUGUUUAAAGAAAGAAUCCUUCACAGUUACAAAGAAAGGUCUCACUCUCAAGCCAAGCAUGGAUUCUCGAAUAUCAUUGAAUUACCCUCCAGGAGUUUUCAACUCACCGGUGCUUGUGCAAUUAAAGGUCCAACCAGUAGAUCCAACUCUGGUGGCACAUUUAAGAACACAACAAGACACUUUGUGCUCCGUAUUAGCCACAAGCCCUCUGGUUCAUGUUCAGCACCCAUCAACACAUGCUUUCCAGAAACCGGUCACUCUCCUCCUACCUUGUUCUCCACACGUUGAUAAAAAGAAUCUUGAAUCUGAGAUAGACCAUAAAAGAACAGCCAGUGCCACAACCAACAGAAUCAUACCUUUAUACUUCGACCGGACCAAAAGUGCUUCCAUCAGAAAACCUGGGAACAAUGCCUGUGAUUCCUUGAAAUUAUUAGGAUUCAGGAGCAGAGAUAGUGGUUGGAUUGGACUUGAUGUUGUGGUGAAAACCAUGCAGAGUGGCUUGGUAUCCUUUGAACUGGAUGAAAACUUAGAGAGGUUUAUUGUGCUUCAGCUCUCUUCCAUUGUGGAUAACAGCCACUUGGUUUCCUUUGUGAGAUCGUUAGAGGAUGCUCUGCUCAGCACCACUGCCUGUAUUGUGCUAUAUCACCAGAAGGACAAUCCACGGAGAGUGGUUGUUCUAGUGGUACCUUCUAAAGAGUUAACUCAGGUACUUAAGGGCUUGCGUCUAGAAGGGUUCAGUGCUUCACCCGAGCCGCCCCGUCAUUUCCAAGUGAAAGAAGGAGAACAACUUCUUUUGAGAUUUACUGGGAACAUAUUUGCCUCAAGCAAUGGGAAGGAUUAUGGAAAAGACUACAAGCUUAUUUUUCAUUUACAAAGGAAAAACAGGCUGGAACUCCACAUCAAAGAGGUGGAUGAAUUUGGAAACUAUAGCUGUCCUCAUUAUAAGGGCACUGUUGUAGUUUAUAAAGUACCUAAAGAAAAGCUAGCUCCCAACAUGGAUCAGUCUCUUAUAUUUAAUGAAAACCAUUAUGAUUUGCCAGUUUGCAAAUUACCCUUAAGACUGCCAAAGCAUAAAAAAUUAAUCAAUCGUCCACGGAGUACCAAGAGAAUUUCUACAGAUCCUUUAGACGCGCUCUGGGACAACCUGCUCUACUGGCUGGCCGAGGAGCUCUCGGAGGAGGACGCCGCGCGCCUGUCCUCGUCCCUCCCGCUCCGACGCAGCUCCAUCCAGCUCAUCAAGCUGAAGCACCCCGAGGACCUCACCGAGCAAAUCCACGAGCUGCUCUCCUUCUGGAAAAGGUCGCUCCCCAACGCCACCGACAAACCCCGCCUCCUGGCCCGCCACCUGCGCAAGAUCGGCAGGAGCGACCUGGCGGCAGAGCUCAAGUUCAAGUGGGAGAAUAAAGUGUUCAGCGAACCCCAGCAGUGGUUUGACUUGGCAGAGUAGAGACGGGGCGCUUUUUCUUCCUUUUACCCCAGAAGAAGUGCCCGAGAGGGGCUUGGGGCGGUCCCGCUCAACGUUUUACUAGCAGUUUCCAAAUAGCAUUGGUGGAAGUGAAUCUCGCUGCCCUUGAGACAAGGAGAGAUGCUAAUCUGAGCAAAUCUCUCCUGCCAGGAGACUAUAAAUCAAGAUCUCCAUGUGCAAACCCUUCUCAGUAGGUUGCUGGUGCGUGCUUUGCCUUGGGUUCAGUCGGACUAACAGGGCUUCUGAUAGAAUUUUCUCUAUCUCCAUUGGAAUGUCUGAGAUUGCUCUCUAAAUGCCAGGGAAAGAGAUGAUAGCAUCGCUUUUAAAAAAUUCUCAUCUACAUAAAAGCAAUGAGUUAUUCAGGCCCCAGGCAACUAAUACACAUUAGAUACACACUGUGGAGUUCAAGACGAAAUAAACUGGGCUGCAGAGACUUGGGUUUGAUGCUAGCAACAUGGACCAGAAGAGAGGACAGCAGGUAGGGUGCAUGCUAAGCAGACUAAUUUGUUCCAUCACCUAUAUGACAUGGUGCCCUGCGCAUGACUCCUGAGCACUACUGGGGUUUUCUAGAUAAUCCCCUUACCACAGACCCUAACAUCACCAUAUCCUUGACUCUUGUCUCAAACUUCUGUCCUAGUUGGCUGAGAAUCUCUGGUGGAGCCCCUGGGC